This is a messenger RNA of Nerophis lumbriciformis (worm pipefish), 3690 nucleotides long. Lineage: Eukaryota; Metazoa; Chordata; Actinopteri; Syngnathiformes; Syngnathidae. The record is from RefSeq and is a predicted model, not a curated record.
AUGAUGUGCGAGGUGAUGCCCACCAUCUCCGAGGAUGGGCGUGGCGGUGGCGGGUCUUCCUCACCGGCCGGAACCAGCUCCGGCCUCGGCGGAGGUAUGGGUGGUGGCAUGGGGGGCUACGGUAGCCGAGACCCCCGCGGCGGCGGAGACGAAGGGGGCAGCACGGGCAACCUGGAGUCACUGAUGGUCAACAUGCUGACCGAACGCGAGAGGCUGCUGGAGAGUCUGAGGGAAACUCAGGACAGCUUAGGGACGGCCCACCUGCGGCUACGAGAGCUCGGACACGAGAAGGAGUCUCUGCAGAGGCAGCUGUCCAUCGCGCUGCCGCAGGAGUUUGCAGUGCUGACCAAGGAGCUCAACCUAUGUCGGGAGCAGCUUCUGGAGCGAGAAGAAGAGAUCGCAGAGCUCAAGGCAGAGCGCAACAACACAAGACUGCUUCUGGAGCACCUGGAAUGUCUGGUGUCACGUCAUGAGCGAAGCCUGAGGAUGACUGUGGUGAAGCGUCAGGCGCAAUCGCCGGCAGGCGUCUCCAGCGAGGUGGAGGUCCUCAAAGCGCUCAAGUCGCUCUUCGAGCACCACAAGGCUCUGGAUGAGAAGGUCCGCGAAAGGCUGCGCGUGGCCCUGGAGCGAGUGGCAGCUCUGGAGGACGAGCUGCAGACGUCCUCGCAGGAAGUGGUCUCUCUGCGUGAGCAAAUCAAGCGACGGCAGCAGGGACUUGACAAAGAGCGUCUUCCCAAUGGGCCGUCAUCCAUCUUGGAUGAUGGCGAGGUGGACCGACAGCGCGAAGGCGAGAUCGAACGUCAACGAUCAGAGUUGGGCCAGCUGAAGGAGAGAUUGGCGCUCAUGUGCAGACAGGUUGGCGAGAUCGAGGAGCAGCUGACGUCUGCCAGGAGAGAACUGACGCGAUCGGAAGAAGCCAAUCACAAAUUGCAACGGGAUGUCAAGGAGGCUCUGUGUCAGAGAGAAGACAUGGAGGAAAGAAUCACCACACUGGAGCGGCGGUACUUGAGUGCCCAGCGGGAGGCGACGUCUCUCCACGACAUCAAAGACAAGCUAGAGAACGAACUGGCCAGCAAAGAGUCGCUGCACAGACAGAGCGAGGAAAAGAACCGACAACUGCAGGAGCGCCUGGAAGACUCCAAGCAGAAGUUGCAGCAGACCCUGCAGAGGGCUGAGACGCUGCCCGAGAUCGAAGCGCAGCUUGCGCAGAGGGUGGCUGCACUCAACAAGGCCGAGGAGCGCCACGGCAACUUUGAGGAGCGCCUGCGCCAGAUGGAGGCGCAGUUGGAGGAGAAGAACCAGGAGCUACAGCGGGCCAGGCAGCGCGAGCGGAUGAACGAUGAACACAACAAGCGUCUCUCAGACACAGUGGACAAGCUGCUUUCCGAGUCCAAUGAGAGGUUGCAGCUGCACCUUAAAGAGAGGAUGGCCGCUCUGGAGGAGAAGAACGCUCUCACGGAAGAGCUUUCCAACAUGAAGAAGAUUCAGGAUGACCUUCUGGCAAACAAGGACCAGCUAAUCGCAGAGCUGGAGCGGAUUCAGCUAGAACUGGAUCAGCUGAGAGCCAGGCCUGGAGGGUCUUACUCCAGUCGAUCUCUACCCGGCAGCGCUCUGGAGCUGCGGUACUCCCACGGGGGCGGCUCCCUCCCCAUGGGCUCCACCACUCACCUGGACACCUUUGGGAAUGCCUCUCUGGGCGGCAGGCGAGGCCACCGGGCCCGAUGGAGCUCGGCAAGGGAGGACUCCACCAAGUACACAGAUUGGGAGACAGGGGCGCUGUUGGGGUCCGGCUACGAGCACGGCGUAGAUGUAGGCUGCUCGGACGACGAGGACGACGGAGACCAUCGCUUCGGGUCUGAGCUGCUGUCGCCCAGCGGGCAGACGGAUGUACAGACGCUGGCCAUCAUGCUGCAGGAACAGCUGGAGGCCAUCAACAAGGAGAUCAAACUGAUCCAGGAGGAGAAGGAAAACACAGAGCUGCGUGCCGAGGAGAUCGAAAGCCGAGUCAGCAGCGUGGCCUUGGACAGUCCGCCCAUUCCGCCUUCUUCACUAGGGAGGGAUGGUGCUGGGCGAGGAUUCAUCCCGUCCUCCAUUACCUCCUCCACCCUGGCCUCACCAUCUCCGCCCAGCUCGGGGCACUCCACCCCACGCCUGCCUCACUCUCCGGCGCGUGAGAACGACCGACAGAACAACAAAGAUGAUGAGCGCUCCCUGGCUCUGUUGGACUCUACGCCACCGCCCACGCCGCGGGCUUUGCGCCUAGACAGGAUGACCCUCACUCACCCAGGCGCCCUGUUGGACGACCCCCGCGAGUUCCGGAGCUUGUCAGCAGAUGGUAGCAGCUCCAAUAGCAGCCAGGACUCCUUGCACAAGUCCAGCAAGAAGAAGAGCAUCAAGUCUUCCAUCGGGCGACUCUUUGGGAAGAAGGAGAAAGGUAGAAUGGGACAAGCAGGACGAGAUUGCUCGGGCUCGCUUGCAUCAACGCCAUCGGAAGAUUUGGCCUCCGGGGACCCCAUCGGCAUAAACAAGACGGGGACUUUGGGCCCGGCUGACAAGGACCGCCGCAGCAAGAAGAAGCAGGAGUUGUUAGAAGAAGCAUGUCGCCAGGGUUUGCCUUUCGCGUCCUGGGACGGUCCCACAGUUGUGUCUUGGCUGGAGCUCUGGGUGGGCAUGCCCGCCUGGUACGUGGCGGCCUGCCGGGCCAAUGUGAAGAGCGGCGCCAUCAUGGCUAACCUGUCGGACACGGAGAUCCAGCGCGAGAUCGGCAUCAGCAACCCGCUGCACCGCCUCAAGCUCAGGCUCGCCAUCCAGGAGAUGGUGUCCCUCACCAGCCCGUCAGCACCCGCCAGCACUCGCUCGUCGACAAGCAAUGUUUGGAUGACCCAUGCCGAAAUGGAGUCCUUGAAUGCUGCAACCAAGCCGCCGCUGAAGGAGUUCAGUUGGGAUCAGAUUCUGGCGUACGGCGACAUGAAUCACGAGUGGGUGGGCAACGAUUGGCUACCUAGCCUGGGCCUGCCGCAGUACCGCAGCUACUUCAUGGAGUCGCUGGUGGACGCCCGCAUGCUAGACCACCUCACUAAGAAGGAACUGAGAGGCCAGCUCAAAAUGGUGGACAGUUUCCACCGGGUAAGUUUGCAUUACGGCAUCAUGUGCCUGAAGCGCCUCAACUACGACCGCAAAGAGUUGGAGAGACGGCGGGAGGACAGCGCGCACCACAAUAAAGACGUGAUGGUGUGGUCCAACGAGCGAGUGAUGAGCUGGGUGCAGACGGUGGGCCUGAAGGAGUAUGCCGACAACCUUCGCGAGAGCGGCGUGCACGGCGCGCUGCUGGCACUGGACGACACCUUCGACUACACCGACUUGGCGCUGCUGCUGCAGAUUCCCAAUCAGAACACGCAGGCCCGACAGCUCCUUGAACAGGAGUAUAACUCUCUCAUCUCCGUGGGAACCGAGAGACGGCCUGAUGAAGAUGGCACAAAGACGUUUACGCGUUCUCCGUCAUGGCGCAAGAUGUUCCGCGAGAAGGACCUGCGCGGCGUCACCUCGGAUUCGGCCGAAACGCUGCCAGCCAACUUCCGUGCCUCGGCCAUCGCCACGCCCUCCGUCACCCUCAGGAAGGUGCAGAGCGACGGUGAGUCCAGCUCCAGUGCCCGGGGUGAAGCCGCCUCCGUGAGGACGUACUCGUGUUGA